Messenger RNA from Saccostrea echinata, 3117 nucleotides. RefSeq lists its product as uncharacterized. Lineage: Eukaryota; Metazoa; Mollusca; Bivalvia; Ostreida; Ostreidae. Bases 45 to 1052 code for a protein of 335 amino acids. The transcript has 4 exons. The record is from RefSeq and is a predicted model, not a curated record.
AAAUCUAGGACGACGAAGAAAAUUUAAUUACGAUUGAAAAGAAAAUGGAAGUUGUAAAGCAAAUGCCUUUUGCAAGACUUGUCAGACAGCUGAAUAUACACAGAAAAAUUAUUGGAGGUCAAUGUAUAAUGGACUUUCCUGAUGGAUAUCCUCCUGGAGUUUCUGUGACAGAUGAUUGGAAUCUUGUAAUUCUACAAUUGCUGAAGUUCAUCGAGGUGAUUGGAAGUGUCAGUAAUAAUCCUCUGCCAGAAGAUGAAGCUACUUAUCUUGACUUUCAUGAAGUAUUUAAUAACAUGUAUGUUUUCAUUGGUUCACUGAAACUAGUAGUUGAUCAGUCAUUCUACAUGACUGAAUACCUCACAAAAUCUCUAUCAGUGUUAUCUACACUAGAUUAUGUUGGUAAAACCUCAUAUUGUAUAUCAAAAAAACUUCGAUCUAGGAGUAUUGGGAAAGAUGUGGUACAAUAUUCACAUCAAAGCAUAAGGGUGGAUCCACAAACAAGACAACCAUUAGAGUUUCCAUCAUUUUGGAGGGAAAAGUACAGAAAAUAUGCAGCAGGAUUGCCAUUCAUAAUGAAAAAGAUAACAAGGCCACAAAUUUGUGUUUUGGAUUUCCUUUACAGGAUCCAAACUUGUGAUAUAGAUGAUCAGAACCAUACAAAUAAUCGGGCUUAUGUAAGACUUUGUAUGGAGUGCAGCAAGAGAGGGGCCGUGGAAAGAAGGUAUAAAUGCUUCUCAUCUGUAUUGUUUGAAAACGGAAUAAAGGAACUCCAAGUAAGAUUCGAAAAUGAGGCUCUGUUGGGUGAGGAGGUCAUAGUUUAUGUCUGGGAAGCAACAGGAAGAACUGAUCAAUUAUGCUUCGAAAUUGUAAAGGGCUUGGAUGUGUGCAUUCAAGCAACCAUGACAUUUUAUGCAACACCAAUAAACUAUUCAACGAGUGGAAUGAACAAAUCUAGUUCACCUAAAUGCAAAGGAGCUUUUCUGACAAAAACAUUCCUAAGCAUCUGUCUGCCAGUUAACAUUUCACAUUUUCAACUUCCCCAGGACCACUGAACCAAUUUCAACCAAACUGCCACAGUUUAAAGAUAGUUCAAAUGAAGAGCCCCGUCCUUUUCAAGGGCAGAUAAGUAAGAAAAUAUGCCAGAGACACAUAUGUAUCUUCUCAAAAACUAUUGGGCCAGAUAUGAAAAAUACACAAGAAGCGUCCUCAUGUAGUGCACAUUCAACUUUGUUUCUCAAAUUAUGGACCAUAGGGCUAGGGUUGUCUGCUGUAAGGGAGAGGGGGUUGUCGAAAUUAUAUAUGGAACUAAUACAUAGAAAAAAUCUCAAUAAUUGGAACAUGAGCAAGGCUAAAAUUAUUCUUACCGAUAUACAGGCAUCCUCAGGUAGUGUAGAUUUAAAUUAUUUAAAUCAUGGCCGCAGAAGGCUAGGAUGCGGUACAGAUGAGGUUCAAUUUUGUUAUAGCUGCUAAGCAAUAUAUAGGAAAGAUCUUUUGAAUUUUUCAAGAACUCAAGUGUCACAGUCAUAUUACAUGUAGUAAGCACGUAUCUCAAUUUACUGUUUAUGUAGUUUUAAUCAGGUUUGUUCAAAGUGUGCCCUCUGGCAUUAUGUAGGGUUUAUUAUGGUCAUGUGUAUGGGAAACUCUUUACAUGAACAGAUCUAUCAAUAUAUUCAGAUUGCAAUAUGAAGUAUACAAUCGGGAUCGAUCAAUUCAUGGCCCCUGUGACUAGAGUGAGGUUGCAAUAUGGGCUUAAAAAUUAUAUGGAAAUAUACAGAAAAGUCUUCUGGAAUCAGCUCAAGAACAGCAAUUCCACAGCUGCAUUGAUAUGCAGGCAUCUUUACGUAUGGAUAGCCAAUAUGUUCACAAUUCCAACUCUGUAAUGCAUGAAAUUUAUACAUGUUAAAUUUAAUUUGUAGAUUGUACAUCAUAACUACAUACUUUGUCUAGUGUUUAUCAAAAUUUAUUAACUGAAACUAUUCAAAAAUAACUUUUCAUGUGUGAAACGUAAUUGCCAGCUAUGUCAAUGUGAAAUGUAAUUCUUAGAAUUGCGAUUUGUGAACUUGUGAAAGCGGGUGUUGCAAAAAUUCACCAUGAUUGUUUCCUUAUUUCGAGUAGGGCAUUUAAGAAGGAAUGCUACCAAAAUAUUAUUUAAUCGAUCUUUAAGAAAUAUCUUUUGAAAUAUGAUUUGGUUUCAGUAAGAAGAUUGAUAUAGGCUCAUUUUUGUACUAGAAAAUAUAUGAUUUGUUUUAUUUGCAAGUAAAAUGAUUUGGAGUUUAAAAUUUGCUGUUAAGGAUAUCCGAUCCUCAGCCAGGAAGGAUAACUCUUAAUUUUAUUAUUUUAUUUAAAAAGUCUCAAAAUGAAGCUUGAAAUUGAGAUCUUUUCAUGCAACCAUUUUCAUUUUAUGCAUCUUGAUAUGAUUCAAGGUUCUUUUAAAUCGUAGACACAUCUUGUUAAAAGUUAACAUUUGUACCCCAUAAAAGAAAGAAAUGAAUUCAUUUUUAGAGAAAUUGAAUUUCCUUUAGUCUAGCAUGAGAUACCACUGCUUAUUAGCAUGAUAUGAAAUUAGAUGUGAUAUGUGGUGUCUAGCAAUGAUAGCACAAGCUUUUUACACUGUUUUAUAUGACAAUUGAGGUAAAAAGUAGAACUAAAAUACUGUAUAAGGAUAAAAAAGACGCAAUUUUCUUCAAAUGCCUGGAUACCUAUAAUUUUCUACCCUAAAUUAUAUUUGUUGAUCAAUUUUCAAUUAGAAAAUGCAUAGCUGGUGUUUUUAUUCGCAUUUCCUGAAAAUAUAUUUGAGAUUUGAGAAUUUUCCCUAUAUAAUAUGAUUAACUAUAAUGAUGAACUUUGAUGAAAUUCCAUGGGUAAAUUCACGUUACUAUGUGAAAUCAGAGACAUUUUUGUGAGCAUUUUCAAUUACUUAAAAGCUGAUUUUCAGAACCUGAGGAUCGGACUACCUUAAUAGAUGCAUAAUAGAACUAUCUAAUGAAACAUGUCAAGAAGCGUGGAUGACUUUGUUAAUAUUUGACAUUUUUAUUUAUAUGCUGUUUUAUAGAAUAUUACAAAUGCUUGUCGGGACCUGUUGGAAUUCAUUCCACUUAUAAAUACUGUAUACAUACA